AUGUCGGAAAAAAGACCAGCAUCUGAUGAGCCUGCGGGCCAGAUGAUCGUCAAGCGUCAAAAUGUUGGGUCGUCAACAGGAGCGCUGGCGAGGCUCAAUGGCUCUGGAAGUAGCGCAUUGAUCCAAACCGCACCGCGAACAAGCGGCCUUCAGGCUCCCGUCAUGGAGCUCACUGGCCACUCCGGCGAGAUCUUUGCCGCCAAGUUCGAUCCCACAGGCAACUUCAUUGCCUCAGGAUCCAUGGACAGAAGCAUUUUGCUCUGGCGGACUUACGGCGACUGCGAAAACUACGGCAUCCUCAACGGCCACCGCGGCGCCAUUCUUGAUCUCCAGUGGUCUAGGGACUCGAAAAUAGUAUAUUCUGCGUCAGCAGACACGCAUCUGGCAAGCUGGGACCUGGAAAACGGCACCAGGAUACGAAGAUACGUCGGCCACGAAGAAAUCGUCAACACGGUGGAUAUCAGCAAGAGAGGCGAGGAAAUGCUUGUCAGCGGCAGCGACGACGGCUCAAUAGGCCUGUGGGACCCGAGAACGAAGACCGCAGUGGACCACAUCCAGACGGAGUUCCCGAUCACCGCUAUCGCCAUGUCCGAGGCCGGCAAUGAGGUUUACUCCGGAGGCAUCGACAACGAUAUCAAAGUCUGGGAUCUGCGCAAGAAAUCGGUGGUCUACUCCAUGCUGGGACACCAGGAUACUGUCACGUCACUCAGGGUGUCACCAGACUCACAGUCGCUUCUGUCGUUUGCGAUGGACUCCACAGUACGAACAUGGGACAUUCGCCCGUUCGCCCCCACUGAUAGGCACAUCAGAACGUUUGACGGCGCCUCCGUGGGACUCGAGAAAAAUCUUAUUCGCGCCAGCUGGGACUCGGAGGGCAAGAAGGUGGCUGUUGGUUCCGGCGACGGCACUGCCACUAUCUGGUCGAGCGAGACGGGCAAACUGAUGUAUAAGCUGCCUGGGCACAAGGGGACCGUCAACUGUGUUGAGUUUGCACCCGGCAAGGAGCCAAUUGUGCUGUCCGCGUCAUCUGAUCGCAACAUGCUUCUGGGAGAACUUCGCGGCUCCAAUGGCCCAGACUCGCGACCCAACUCGGGUCAACAACACCCCAACCGAGCAGCCACCGACCCGCUGCCCGAACCGCACAUGACGAGAGCCGCAGGACAGCAGCCUGCCUCCGUGGCUAUGCCACCGCCCGUUGCACAGAGCUCCCGAUCAGAAACGCGCGGUAGGACACGACGGUUUACUGGGCCAGAUCCAGCAGAGAUGCAUCUGGCGCAGAUGGCCCAGGAAGGGCGGCGGAGAAGACGGCGGAGACAGCGCGACCGACAGCAAGGGGAUGACGAGGGACACCCGAAAAGGUUCCUGCUCUGUCUUCCCUGGGUGAAGUCGCGGCGCAUGCGAUCGCAGAUUUUACGGUGCUUCAUCUCGGGCACCUUCCUAGCGCUCCUGCUGGCUGUUUACCUUGCACUGUCUCUCACACAGAACAUUCGCAGCAGCGAGUUCACUGUGCUCCUGAUACUCAUUAUUUUGUUCACCACGAUAUUUUUCUGUCACGGCUUGAUCCGGCUUUGCAUGCUCGUCAUUCGGCCACGCGCAGACGAAGAAGCUAGACCGCCAAUGCCACAACUGAUAGCCCCUGGCGGCUACGCGGUACCCAGAGAACCCAUUAGGGUAGUGCUGGCUCGCGACGAAGAGGACCAGGAUGAAAUCAGCGAGGCGGCCAAGGCCAAGCCGCCCGCCUAUGGUCUCUGGAGAGAAAGUGUGCGCGUGGACCCCAACCGGAUAUACUGGCAACGCAACCCGAACGCGGCAUCCGGCGACGGCCCCUCGAGCUCGGGACAUGGCAACAUCGGGCCACGGCCGCCGUCGUACGCAUCAGAGGACGGUGUGAGUUACGUCGUGGACGCCCGACCCCGGUCAAUGGCGCCGGGGGUGACCGAGGUCCCACUUCCGCCACAUUCCUCCGAAGUUGGACGGAUGAACGAGCGCCGAGCCCCAUUUUAA
Messenger RNA from Colletotrichum karsti, 2004 nucleotides. RefSeq names its product u5 snrnp complex. NCBI's taxonomy places the organism in Eukaryota, Fungi, Ascomycota, Sordariomycetes, Glomerellales, Glomerellaceae. The coding region runs from base 1 to 2004 and encodes 667 amino acids. The record is from RefSeq and is a predicted model, not a curated record. Gene Ontology annotation, cellular component: catalytic step 2 spliceosome. Gene Ontology annotation, molecular function: protein binding; RNA binding. The transcript has 7 exons.